This is a messenger RNA of Hydra vulgaris (swiftwater hydra), 3186 nucleotides long. Its product is annotated as constitutive coactivator of PPAR-gamma-like protein 1 homolog. Gene Ontology annotation, cellular component: nucleus. The record is from RefSeq and is a predicted model, not a curated record. NCBI's taxonomy places the organism in Eukaryota, Metazoa, Cnidaria, Hydrozoa, Anthoathecata, Hydridae.
CCAUUUUUUUCUCUAUAACCGGACAAGGAAUGUUAACCGCGUGAGCGGUGAUAGUAAUAAUCAAAAUGUCUUAAGAUAUUUUUUAACGUAAUGUAUAACAAAUUUUAAACGAUAUAUUUUAAAUCAAAUUAAUUUAAAAUAUAUUCUAACUUUCACCAAUGUAAUUAUGGGAAUACAAAUACUCCAAGACUUUAUUGAUGCUUCUAAUCUGUUUACAAAACAAUUUAAUAAAUUAUUAGACGAAAAUUUAUUUGGUGACUGUUCUAACUUACUUGUUGUUCAUGCUGACAGUUGUUGGAGAUAUUUUUAUCAAGAACAUGUUGACUGGGUAUGUGGAGGACAAUGGAGUGAGUUGUUUCAAAACGUUGAUAAAUUUGUUCGUGCAUUUCGCCAAGCUGAUAUAGAACUUGUUGUAUUUUUUGACGGUACAUUAAAUGAAAAUUCCUUGCAUCAAUGGUCUACCAAGCAUCGUUUUAUCAGGGAAACUGUAAAAGAAAUUUUAUCACACGUAAUACACAAUCAAAACUAUUCCUUCAAAACAAUAACAAAGAAAUUUGUUGCUCCCGGUUCUUUUAAAACUGCUCUUAGAUUAGCUUUUAGAUCUUGUGAGGUAGUAGUUUGUUCUGCUGUACACGAUGUUUACAAAGAAUGCAUACUCUAUUCUAAAGAUACUAACUCUCUUGGUGUAUUAGCUAAUGAUGGAAAUUUUUUUGUUUACAAAGCACCAAAAUAUCUUUCUUUAGGAAAUACAAAAUGGUUGAAAAAAUCACUAAAUGGAUGCAAAUUUUAUGAUACAAAUAAAAUUUUAGAAUAUUUUAAUUUAAAAGAUGAACAUUUAGCUUAUUUAGCAGCACUGCUUGGUAAUUUUUUAAUAUCAGAAAGUAGUCUUGCAUCAUUUUAUUGGGAUUUAAUUGAAGAAGAUAACCCAUUAAAAAAAAUCCAGGCCAAUGUUAUUGGAGAGUCACUUUUACCACCUGGAGAAACAAGGUUAAAAAAUAUUGUUAAGUUUUUGCAUGCAAACAAUGAAAAUCUCAAAGAUAUUGAUGUCAUAGGAAGAUUAGUUUUUGCAAAAUCAAGUAUAUCUGUAGAAGAAGGUUCAACUAAACUAAAGAAAAUUAUAGCAUUUUAUCAGGAUUGUUUAUCAGCAUCACUUUCAAGUUGUGUACCUCAUGUUACAAUUGGAAAUGAUUUGUUUACUAAAGCUGGUUUUCCUCUUCCUAUCGAAGGCACUAAUUGUUCAAGCAGGUUUAAAAAACUUUGGAAGGUACCUGAUAAACAAAAGUCAGAACCAGAGAAUCAUGUAACAACCAACAACAAUGAGAAUUCAUUAAACGACACUGAACACGUACUAAAGCAGGGUACUCUUGAAGAAGCAGCUCAAGCUUUGGAAUUGUUGGAGUUAAAUGAAACUAAGGUUAAUGUUGAAUCUGAAGAAAGUUCAAACAAACAACCAGUUGUAACAAACAAAUUCAAAGAUGCUACAGAAAUGUUUCAACCUUCUGAAAACAAAGUUAAAAGCACUAUUCUCCAUUAUCCCAGAGAUAUCACUGUUACUCGUUUGCAUGAAUCAAUAAAUAUAGAUGUGUUGAAUGUUGCAUUGACACGUCAUCAAAAUGGACAGAUGUGUCCAGAGAUUCUGCAGCUUCUCACAAAAGGCGAAAUAAUAUUAGAUAUGGGUGUCGAUGAUGAGCUUUCAACUUCGCGUUUGGCAAUACCUUUACUUUAUCGACCCUUACGACAGCUUGUUUAUGGUAUUUUAUUUGGUGUAAAACAGAUUGAAGACCAUGAAAAGCCUUUGGAAAAUAAAACUGAAAACAGUGAUAAAGAGGCACGUCUAAGCAGUUUUACUGUUAAAGAGUGGUCUGUAUAUGGAGAUAAGCCUUUAGAUAAACCAGAUGAAGUUGAAGCAAAAGGCAUGAAUUGGAAAAUACCACCACUAAGAAAACUUUGGUUAGGUACAGAUGUUGAAGACAACUCUAAUCGUUUAAAAGCUUUCUUAUCUUGUAUGCGAAGUGAUACUGUUAAUAUGUCUAAUACAAGCAUGGUUCCUCAGAGAUUAAUAAUUUUAUGCUGUGUGUUAAGAUAUUUGGUUCAACAAGAAAAAGUAGUUCUUACAAAGCAUGAUAUUGAUGCAUUUUUAGCUCAAGCUCUUUCAAGUCAUUUAACAAUAGAUCAUAAUGUCCAACAUCUAGCUACCAUUAGGCUCAAUGUGAUUGAUGCCAGGUGUAUUCAACUUGCUGCAAUUUUUAUGAAAGGUGUUGAAGAUGCAAUCUUAGCUAAUGAUGCUUGUGGAUCACCCUUACCUUGGGAAUUAUGCUGUCCUUGGAACUUCUUUGAUGGAAAAUUAUUCCACAGUAAAUGGCUGCAAGCCACAACCAAUGCAAACGUUCUUGAACUCUGCGACGGUAAGCCACAUUUAGUAGAAAAGCUUGAUCGCCUUCGGUGGUGCGUCACUGAGGGUUUACAUUCGAAGUAUUUAAUUGCCGGCUUUAGGAAUGAUUCACCUUUUUUAAAUUUGUAUCCCUUGUCUGUUGGACCUGUUUAUGAUAUCAGUCAAUCUCAAAGUUACAUGCAAAGAAUUCGCUCAAGGGGUCCUGGAAGCAAACGACCUGUAAAUGGAAGCGGUGCAACAUUACAUGUUGCUGGAUUUCCUGUUGCUCAUUGGGACGGUAAUAAAUCAGGAAUUGGUUACUCUAAGCACGGCCCAAAAGUUCUAGUUGGAGGACCAAACUGCGUUGAUUUGCCAAGCAGUCACCGACAAAGAACAAGUCCACGACGCUCUAUGCGAGCACACCUAGGUCGUGGUCUUUUGGAAACUCCAUUUAUUACACCGUGGCAUAGCAAUUAUGGCUUUGAAGAUUACAAUAAUUCAGCGUUUCAUUUAAUGAAAGGUGUAAAUAAAUCAACUCCAGAUCGUUCGAAAAUUAGUAAAGUAAAUCAAAAACGUGUUUAUAGUUCACGGACACGUCAUCAAAAUAGAGGGAUAAAUAAUGAAAACAAAAGUGUCGCUUGGCUUGAUAACGAAGAUCUAAGCAAUGACAAAAUUGUAUCUCCAAUUAAGGUUGCCUCAAAAUACGAUGUAAGUUUUGGAAGAGGACAGUGGAUAAACAGCGCAAUAUAAUGAUAUAUUAGUUUUAAUUUUUAGAACUGCUAUAUUAGAUUUUUGAGAACAAAUAUGUCUCACUA